AUGUCAAAGGACAUAGAGGAGCAGCUUAAUGAUAAAGUGCGUGACAGCCGCUUUUCUCUGCAGAUGGAUGAAGCCACUGACAGUAACAAAGACUGUUUGUUGAUAACUUACGUCAGAUUCAUAGAUGGAGAUGACAUGAGGGAGGAAUUGCUUUUCUGCAAACAAAUUACUGGCAGAGCCACAGCAGAAGAACUGUUUAAAAUCAUUGACUCUUACUUGAAAGAGGCCAAUCUGAAAUGGGAGGACUGUGUGGGGAUCUGCACAGACGGGGCGCAGGCAAUGGCUGGGAAACGGGGAGGGCUGCAAGCGCUCAUCAAGCGCGUCAACCCCAAUGUGCAGUGGACGCACUGCAUGAUACACCGCGAAGCACUGGCGUCUAAACAGCUGAGUCCUGAGCUGAACGAUGUAAUGACCGACGUCAUUGCUACCGUCAACUACAUCAAAACACGACCUGUCAAAGCCAGGAUUUUUUCGGCACUGUGCGCGGAAAUGGGCUCCGACCACACAGCUGUUCUGUUUCACAGCGAGUCCCGAUGGCUGUCAUGUGGGAAGGUGCUGUCCAGGGUCUUUGAACUGGGGGAUGAAAUCGUCAUCUUUUUGAAAGAAGAGGGCAAUGAUCUUGCCCACAAAUUUUACUGUAAUAAGUUCCUCAUGAAACUUGCAUACCUCAGUGACAUGUUUCUGAAACUCAAUGAAGUGAAUUUGCAGUUGCAGGGCGCAAAUACACACAUCCCACAUCUGGCAGAUAAAAUCACAUCAUUCACCAGAAAACUUGAGAUGUGGCUACAUCGAGUGAAAGAUGGAAAUGUGGACUCAUUUGAGAACCUGAAAUCAUUCAUUGAAGAGAACAAACUGCAGAACACAGUGAUCCCAUGCAUGGAAGCACACAUCUCUGCCCUUCAGAAACAUUUCUAUAAAUAUUUCCUGAUUCAGGAAUCCAAAGAAUAUGACUGGAUCCGUGACCCCUUCAGUGCAACACCACCUGCCGACUUCAGCACAUCGGAGGAGGAACAGUUCAUUGAUGUCACCUCUGAUUCAACAAUGAGGCUGCAGUUUCAGUCAAAGACACUGGCUGCAUUUUGGAUUGGAGUGGAGAAAGUUUACCCACUGCUAGGUAAGAGAGCCCUGGCCAUACUUCUUCCUUUUGCCACAUCCUACCUAUGUGAGAUAGGUUUUUCUGCCGUGGCCUUCUGCUGUGGCCUCAAUCAAGACAAAAUACAGAUCAAAGCUGGACAUUGA
Messenger RNA from Osmerus eperlanus (European smelt), 1239 nucleotides. Its product is annotated as zinc finger BED domain-containing protein 5-like. The record is from RefSeq and is a predicted model, not a curated record. Lineage: Eukaryota; Metazoa; Chordata; Actinopteri; Osmeriformes; Osmeridae. The coding region runs from base 1 to 1239 and encodes 412 amino acids. The transcript has a single exon.